AUGUCUACAAAAAUUGCAAGUACAUCACCAAAUUUGUAUAUCACCUGCAAUAUUGCACGAGCCUGUGACAAAAUCCACGUCCUUCAUUCGAGAAAAUGCUUAAAAAACAUUGUUCAAGCUCAACCUCAACAAUUUUUUAAGCUUUCUAGAGAUGAUCAAAAUACAAGGCGGCCGAGACAAUUUUCGAGCAAAUUCCGAACCAUGGCUUCUUCUCCAUCAUCACCAUCACCUUCUUCUUCUUCUUCUAACCGAUCACCCUCUCUAUUGAAAAAAUGGUUAUUGGGAGUAUUACUAAGUGUGAUCCUACCAGCAGCGGGUCAUAAAGGGGGGUUUUUGUUAGGCCUUAAAGUGAAAAUCGACCAAGCGAUGGAGACGGUGGAGAAUGUGACGGAGAUUGUGGAGGAGAUAGCUGAGGAGGCGGAGAAGAUAGCUGAGGAAGUCGAGGAGAAGCUUCCGGAAGACUCUAAGUUGAAGGAGACACUCGAUUCAUUCGAGGAACUCACCAAAAUGGCUGCUAAAGAAGCCAGAAGAGCUCAAGACAUUGUUCACCAGUUACUCUUGAAUCUUGAUGCAAGGGUAAAAGAGGUGGAGGAAGAGAUAGAGGAAGCCCUCAUAAAAGCUCAUAAAGAUCAACCCCCAAAAUAGUCGGCAAAAACACUCAUAAACACCAUUAUAAAUCUACGGUUCGAAAAACAAUCACUCAAAUACCAUUUUGGACUUCUGCUUGAUAAAUUAGCACUUAAAUUAUCGAAGUGAACAUUCUUUUUUAUAUACUAUUUUCAUAUAUUCAGUAAGGGCUCGUUUGUUUUUUUAGAUGGGAUUAGACUAAAUUAAUACGUAGUGGGUGGAUUGUACUGUGUGGAUUAAAUUAAACUUGUGUUUGUUAUUUAUGAUUGUAAUUUGGAUAAGAUAAUUUUAUAAUUCCUAUAGCAUUUGUUUAUUGGGAUAAUUCAAAGGAUAAAACAUAAGAAGUCAAUUAUACCCCUUUAAAUAUUUUAAUAUUAAAGAAAAAGUCUUUCUCUCUCUCCGUGAAUUCACCCACCGACCCCUCUAAACCUCCAUUGCCCUCUUCCUCCCAAACUCUUGUGCGAGAAUCCUACCUUUUUUUUCUAAUUUUUUUUCUUUUUUCUUUUAUUUUCCUUUU
Molecule: messenger RNA, 1144 nt
Organism: Striga asiatica
Lineage: Eukaryota; Viridiplantae; Streptophyta; Magnoliopsida; Lamiales; Orobanchaceae
Source: the annotation of a GenBank genome assembly